Molecule: messenger RNA, 957 nt
Organism: Aspergillus luchuensis
Lineage: Eukaryota; Fungi; Ascomycota; Eurotiomycetes; Eurotiales; Aspergillaceae
Exons: 4
Coding region: 1-957 (318 amino acids)
Molecular function (GO): hydrolase activity
Source: RefSeq, a predicted model, not a curated record
AUGUGGAAUGGGUUUGUUGGUGCCCUCAUGACCAACACACCCCCAGAUCAGUUGCAGGCAGUCCUACCAUCUACGCUAGAGACAUAUGAAGCAUGGGUUCUGUCUCAUGGGGUUAGCCGUGCGGUGGAUGUCUUAGCAGCGGACAAUGCCACUCGUCUGCUUUGGUUAGGGCCUAGUGUAUCAAAGAAGGUACUUCUUUUCUUCCACGGUGGCGGAUAUGUGAUGCCACUUUCUGAAGCGCACUUGGACUGGAUGUCAUAUCUACGAACGGAAGCAGUCAACGCUGGGGUGGAUAUGAGUGUGUGCAUUCUGGAAUAUGACUUGAUACCAACCAGCAAAUAUCCCAGACAGAUGAAACAGGCAAUCUCCGCAUUACAGCGUCUACUUAUUUCUGGGUAUAGACCUUCUGAUAUCGUCUUCGGAGGAGACUCUGCUGGAGGCCACCUGUCGCUUUCCCUCAUGUCGCAUCUCCACUGCCACUAUCAAGCCAAGGAGAAAUUUAUUCACCUACAGGGCCCUGUGAAAGGAUGUUUUCUUGUGUCGCCGCUAGCAUCGUUCGACUUCAAUACACCUUCCUAUCAAAGGUGGCUCAGUGCCGAUGUUCUUACUCGCAAAAAUGUAGACGAAUGGGGACGUUAUCUUGUCGAUGAUUCUCCGUGGCACGAGGAGAUAUCUGCUGGAUAUGGCUGGGGAAUGGCGCUGGAUGUUUCGGAUAGCUGGUGGGAUAAUUUCACGGCUGUGGAUCAUAUUCUUGUGACCGGCGGCUGCGAAGAGGUGUUCAGCGAUCAUAUUCGACUGUUGGGCAAGGUCUUGAAGACAAAAUGUAAGGGAAUCGUGGCCUUGCACAUGAGUAAUGAAACCCACGACGGACCGCUUAUGGACUUCGGAGCUAGAAGGCCGCCUAGUGCAACUACAAAAGCUAUCAGAGACUUUGUUAUAGCUUGCUUAAAGGAUUGA